This is a messenger RNA of Lentinula edodes (shiitake mushroom), 1308 nucleotides long. RefSeq lists its product as uncharacterized. Bases 24 to 923 code for a protein of 299 amino acids. The record is from RefSeq and is a predicted model, not a curated record. Lineage: Eukaryota; Fungi; Basidiomycota; Agaricomycetes; Agaricales; Omphalotaceae. The transcript is spliced from 5 exons.
CUGUAACACUCACCUCAUCAGCGAUGGCUGAGGCGUUAUGUGACAUAUGCUAUCAAGUAUUUUCCCUGGACGGAUUCUGGUUCUCAACUUGCGGCCAUGGAUUUUGUGAAACCUGCACUACAUCACUGGACAAGACUCGGACCUGUCCUACUUGCCGCGAACCGAGGAAAAAGGCAAACAUCCACAAGAUAUAUUUCACAUUGCCUGAGGAACAGGAAAACGCCAUCGAUGUUCAAUCUCAGGCUCAGGCAUUGGCCCGCUCAAUGGCCAAUAUUCAUUCAUCUUCAACAUCAUCUUCAAUAGACAGAGUUGUCGACGGGCUCAAGAAAUUUUCUGGGAGGCUCGAGGUUGAUGCAGAGACUGCGAGUAAGCUACUCGGAGUGGCGAAGGAUAUGAAGGAUAGAUUACAACCAAUUUUCUUCCAAUUGCAACUCGAACGGGACGAGAAGCGCAAUCUUCAACAGAAGGUCAAUCUAUGGCAACACAGGGUUACUCAAGUUGAAGCGUCAGAAGUUGAAGUGGCAAGAUUGAAGAAAGAACUUGAAAACGCCAAGCGCGCUAAACUAGGAAUGGUAGCCGAAAAUUGCCGACUUACAAAACGGCUUGAAGCAGAGGUGACCGAAUCUGAGAAGCUACGGAAGGAUGUCAUUGACGAGCGACGGUUAACCAAAGAACGGGAUGAACUAGUGCAACAGCUCGAGCGAGAGUUGGAGAACGCUGGUAAACAGGCUGGUUUAACGAACAAGAAGCUGAAGGUCCUAGCUCGUAGUUCAAAUCGGAUGCCUGCUGCAAACAGUGCCGACGACUCUCUGAUAGUUGAGCCAGCCGUUUUGGAAUGCUCAUCCUCCGUACCACCUUAUGGGAAUGAUCUUGAUCAACAAGGGUCAUUCCAUGAAAUGGGAAACAUUCUUGAAGGUUGUUAAUCUUGCACUGUUGAUGGACUUAGGCUCGACUUAAUCUACUGUCGUUAGACGAUGGCGAAACAAGGUUUCGCGUACGAUCGUAACAGUUUAGGCUCAAGCGUUUGUUUCGUACCUCUCGACUCCACGAAGCGCUCCAUUGAUUUCCAUAAGCGUAUGUACCCCUACCUACCUCGAUGCGUACUGAAGAUCAUUUUCACAGCCCACCCAGACAAUAUCAUUGGACCUGUCCUCCUCAAAGAAUUUAACAGAAAGUUUCGCAAGUAUUACGGACGGGACUUGGUUAAUUGUCAAUGAUGAGAUUCAGUGCUCAGCCUGAGCAUUGCUACAGAAGUAGAUUGUACAGUACGUGACUACGAGACAAAUAAAUUUUGCUUCUCGAGUGUGA